Topomyia yanbarensis is the source of this 1784-nucleotide messenger RNA. RefSeq names its product probable ATP-dependent RNA helicase DDX56 (gene Hlc). Lineage: Eukaryota; Metazoa; Arthropoda; Insecta; Diptera; Culicidae. Gene Ontology annotation, cellular component: nucleolus. The record is from RefSeq and is a predicted model, not a curated record. The transcript has 6 exons. Gene Ontology annotation, molecular function: nucleic acid binding; ATP binding; RNA helicase activity. Bases 112 to 1761 code for a protein of 549 amino acids.
CUUUGGUAGGAACAUUGUUUUUUUUAAUAUUUUUUUUUGUUUUGUCUGCACCUCGUGUUAUCAAACCAAAAAACACUUAACUUCUGAUAAAUAUCUAGCUUUUGCCGUGAAAUGGACGAAGUGGAUACGAAAAAAAACUUGAACUUUCAUCAAAUGGAGUUAGAUGACAGGAUUCUGAAGGGAGUUGCUAAGCUUGGGUGGCUCUGCCCUACUUUGAUACAAGAAAAAGCUAUUCCUUUGUUAUUGGAAGGAAAGGAUGUACUGGUUCGUGCCCGUACUGGAUCGGGCAAGACAGCAGCCUUCUCGAUUCCUAUCAUUCAGAGAAUACUUUCUCAUAAGCAGGAAGCAAAAGAACAAGCAACAAGGGUGGUGAUUUUAGCUCCUAGUAAAGAUCUGUGUCAUCAGAUCACGAAAGUCAUCGAAAAUCUUACAAUCAAGUGUGGUCGAAUAAUUCGGUGCGUUGAUUUGUCUGCCAAAGUGGAAAAAGCGGCUGUUAAACACAUGUUAGCGGACCGACCCGAUAUUGUAGUUUCAACUCCUGCAAAACUUGUCAUUCAACUGCAAAACGGCACAUUGAGUGUUAAGGAAAGCCUCCAAACACUCGUAAUCGAUGAGGCAGAUUUGAUGUUUUCUUUUGGAUUUGAGAAUGAUUUGAAGGCCAUUCUGGAUUUUUUACCCAGUGUUCAUCAAUCGAUACUAGCUUCGGCCACUCUGGAGAAGGAAGUACUUGCCUUGAAAAAGAUAAUUCUGCACAAUCCGGUAAUAUUAAAACUUGAAGAACCAGAAAUGGCUUCUGCGUCGCAGUUAUCUCACUAUCAAAUCUUGGCAGAAGAAGUGGAUAAAGCGGCUGUUCUUUAUACUCUGUUCAAACUGCAGCUUGUUAAAGGAAAAAGUAUUAUCUUCGUCAACACGAUCGAUCGCUGUUACAGAUUAAAGCUUUUUUUAGAGCAAUUUAGCAUACGGUCCUGUAUACUGAACUCUCAAUUACCUGCUAAAAUACGAUGUCACACCGUGAGUCAGUUUAAUCAGGGUUUGUAUGACAUCAUUAUUGCCUCUGAUGAAUUACACGUUCUAGAUCCGUCUGUACAUGAAAAAAGAGGCCAAAAAAAGAAAAUCUUGAAGCAAGUAGCAAAGCAGGUCGUAUCGGAAGCAGGAGUUGCCCGUGGAAUUGAUUUCCAGUUUGUAUCAAAUGUGAUAAAUUUUGAUUUUCCAAAAGACAUAAAUUCGUACAUUCACCGAGCGGGUAGAACUGCUCGAGGGAACAACACCGGAAGCGUGCUAUCAUUUGUUGCUGUAAAUGAGAAGGAACUUAUGGAUAGUGUGGAAGAACAUUUGAAAACAGGAUACGAUGAGGAGGGAAGCAUCAUAAAAAAUUAUCAGUUCAAAAUGGAGGAAGUGGAGCCUUUUCGAUAUCGCGCAAGAGAUGCAUGGAGAGCCGUUACCAAAUUUUCGAUUCGUGAAGCUAGGAUCAAGGAGAUCAAAACGGAAAUGUUUAAUUCUGAAAAACUGAAGAGUUUCUUUGAUGAAAAUCCACGUGACCUCCAAGCUUUGAGGCACGACCGAACGUUGCACACGGUUAAGGUUCAAGAACAUCUUGGAGAUGUUCCAGAAUACAUAGUUCCAGAUUCAUUGAAACACGUUGUAGGAAUCACCACAAAAAAAAAGAAGAGUUACACACAGAGGAAGCGCAAUGUUGACGAUAAGGCCAAUAACCCACUUAUGGUUCCAGGAAUUGAUUAUGGGAAGAAGAGACGAGUUUAACAAAUAAAAUUGUUACAUCUUAA